UUCAGCUACAAUGGUCACAAACUUCAAAAUAUACUGAUGCUGUGUCUGUCUUACACAUUUAUCAGUCAGGAUAAAUAUCAUGUUUGCAUUUAAGGCUUUAUAUUUCGGAAUAUUUGUUUCCCUGCACUAUGGCGUGAACGUAGUGCUUUCAACCGGACCCUUGUCACAGUUUCGGGUAAUACGGAUCACUCCUUCAGACAGCAGUGACGUCGAGACUCUACUGGCUCUCACCAAGAAUGCGAACUUUGAUGUCUGGAAAUGGCCGUCAGCCGGAAGUCCGAACAUGGACGUUAUGUUGUCCAGAGAAGAGCGGCGGACGUUCCUUCCGGUCCUUCAGACGAAUGGCUUGCAGUUCCACGUGAUGAUCAAGGACGUACAGAGGCUAAUUGACGUUCAGAGAAGCAGUGCUCUGAAGUCCAGAUCAAGGGGUGUCGGAGAGUUUGAAUAUUUCAAGUAUCACACACUUGAUGAGAUAUUCGCGUGGAUGGAAAACAUCACCAGCGUGUACAAAGACAGAGCUUCCCUUUUCAACGUCACGACUUCAUACGAAGGCAGGCCACUAAUGGGACUAAAGAUCAGCAACCCCUCAGUUGGCCCCGCAGACCGGCCGGCGUUCUGGAUCGAAGGCGGCAUCCAUGCCCGUGAAUGGAUCUCUCCCGCAACAGUCGUCUUCAUGGCCGGUCAGAUGUUGGACCUGUAUAAGCUGGACCCGGAGCUGACGGCAGCUGUUGACAAGUUCGACUGGUACAUACUUCCGGUCACCAACCCAGACGGCUACUCGUUCACUUGGAAGGACGAUAAGAGUCGUUUAUGGAGAAAGACCCGUUCUCCCCAGGGUAAAUGUAUUGGCGUGGACCCGAACCGUAACUGGGACCUGGAGUGGUGCAAGAGCGGAGCCAGCAAGGACCCAUGUUCGGAUACCUACUGCGGCCCGGAGGCUUUCUCGGAACCGGAAGUGAAAGGCGUGUCUGACUUCCUGCAGGGGCUGCCGAACCUCAAGGCGUUCAUUGACGUUCACAGCUACUCACAGCUGUGGAUGUCUCCCUGGGGAUAUACAAAGAAACUUCCAGAAAAUUAUAAACUGCAGGACGGAGGUUCCGCUGUAGCAACUGAUGCCUUGGAGAAAAUGUACGGGACGAAGUACGAACACGGAUCCAUAGCCGGCAUCCUCUACGAGGCUAGUGGCUCAAGCGCUGACUGGGUGUACGGGAAACUAAAAGUACCGUUUUCAUACGCGGUUGAACUACGUGAUACGGGGAAAUACGGUUUUUUGCUGCCGGAGGACCAAAUUUUACCAACUGGACAUGAAACAUUGGAGGCAGUUAGAGCAUUGGUCAUGUACAUUUAUGAGAACAUCCAAUAUUAUAAUGAUUUAUAAACAAUGUUUUAACCAAAGGCUCUAGUUUUGUUCCAUUCAAAUAUGAGUAAAUCAUGUUUGUUUGAUAUAUUUAAUACUUUAAAUAAAGACGUUUUAAAGCUUG
Mya arenaria is the source of this 1481-nucleotide messenger RNA. Its product is annotated as carboxypeptidase B-like. The coding region runs from base 80 to 1378 and encodes 432 amino acids. The record is from RefSeq and is a predicted model, not a curated record. The transcript is spliced from 10 exons. Gene Ontology annotation, molecular function: metallocarboxypeptidase activity; zinc ion binding. Gene Ontology annotation, biological process: proteolysis. Lineage: Eukaryota; Metazoa; Mollusca; Bivalvia; Myida; Myidae.